Bacidia gigantensis is the source of this 738-nucleotide messenger RNA. RefSeq lists its product as uncharacterized. Lineage: Eukaryota; Fungi; Ascomycota; Lecanoromycetes; Lecanorales; Ramalinaceae. The record is from RefSeq and is a predicted model, not a curated record. The transcript has 3 exons. Bases 1 to 738 code for a protein of 245 amino acids.
AUGCCGCAGAAGGAAUUCGUUGUCCAAAUGCGCAAGGUAAAGGGCCAGAUGAAGCUUGCGAAGAUCAAGGUUGAGACAGAUGAAAUCCCAUUCCGCCUAAUGCAACUUCCACUUGAAAUUCGAAUGAUGGUGUACAAAGCGCAUUUGAUUCAGCCAGAUACGGUUCUCAUCAGCUACAAAAAAAGACACUCGCCACCGUCUGUCUACACCACUGACAGAUCACCUCCAGUUCCAGAACAAAGAAAGGCCUAUAGCAUCGACCAAGCCGAGUUGCUAUCGCUCCGUUUAGCAUCGAAGGCAGUCUAUAAUGAGACUGCUCAAAUUUUCUUCCAUUACAAUACCUUUGAAUUCCGGGAGUCACAAUAUGUCCAGCGUUUCCUACGCAAGAUUUCACUGCAGGAUCAUCAAGCCAUAAGGUCAAUCAAAUAUCAUUUCUGUGGGACAGCCCCGGCACAAGCAGCAAAAGCCCUUGCUGGUUGUAAGGGUCUUCAGCGGCUUCAAAUUGAAUGCAGCUGGCGGACCACAUGUGGUGUACAAUGGCCCAAAGCCUAUGGUAUUAAGGAUUUACUGAAGGUUCGCGGUAUCAAGGAGGUGGUAGUCUGCUUUAACCAUGCUUUAACGCCAGAAAGAUCUGAUCAGUCGCUUUGGUUUCCUGACUGGCCAGGUUUUGUCAAGGGAUUGCAAAUCUUGAAGCAGCCUCGCCUAAAAACCCGAGCAACAGGCUACAAGAAGAAAUAG